GCCAAAUGAGAGUGGCGUUAAGAAGUGAUAGCGCAAAAGAUUUAAUUAUUCUGUGAAUAAGUUACAACAAAAUGAGUUAUGGAGAGCAUGUGGUUGGCGAUGUUGAUGAUGAGAUGCCAGGAAGAGGAAAAUGAAUGUUACCUCAAAAGAAAGGAAAAUAGAAAUAAGAUAUGCAGAUUUGGACCCAGAUUUGUGAAUUUUGAAUUAAACUGUGUUCACAUGUCCAAAAAAUGUCAAUGCAGGGAGCUUUCGCUGUCCGAUAUAGAAUUAAUUAAACAAAAGUUCUACGAUAACGGAAAAAAGGACAAAAGUUCACAAGACAACAAAUUAUCGCAAAUGAUGGAUAUAAUGUAA
Messenger RNA from Acanthoscelides obtectus, 354 nucleotides. NCBI's taxonomy places the organism in Eukaryota, Metazoa, Arthropoda, Insecta, Coleoptera, Chrysomelidae. The record is from the annotation of a GenBank genome assembly.